Messenger RNA from Dunckerocampus dactyliophorus (ringed pipefish), 9645 nucleotides. Its product is annotated as proton myo-inositol cotransporter-like. The coding region runs from base 5828 to 7783 and encodes 651 amino acids. The transcript is spliced from 16 exons. Gene Ontology annotation, molecular function: myo-inositol:proton symporter activity. Gene Ontology annotation, biological process: transmembrane transport. Gene Ontology annotation, cellular component: membrane. NCBI's taxonomy places the organism in Eukaryota, Metazoa, Chordata, Actinopteri, Syngnathiformes, Syngnathidae. The record is from RefSeq and is a predicted model, not a curated record.
CCGGUGCACAACGAAGGGUACAGUUUUGUUGUUUGUACAAGUAAGCUGGAGUUGUAUGGGUAUUUUUGUAAACGACGACACAAAGCUAACAUGUCAAUUGUUUCUGUGUUUGCUUCUGUGGAAUUUGACACAUACCACACGAUCCAUUCGUGAGCUUUCUCCAUUCAAUACAGAUGCCAGCGUCUUGGCAUUGCCUGGCAGCUUGCUCCAGAGAGGAACAGGCAAAGUCUGUGUGCCUGCAUGAAUCAAACUCGCAGUUCUUCUUUAGAAGUUGCAGAUCAACAAGCUGGCUGCAGCUGUCAAACACUCUUAAAAAAAAACAGAAAAUAAAAAAAACUGUAUUAUUAAUAGUUGGAGUAGCGUAGGGCUGCAACUAGCAAUGAUAUAUUCUGAAGCUUGUUUUUUUGCUCACUUUGUCGCGGUUUUUCAAAAAUUAAUUAAUCGUCGUUUCGUGGUUGACUACCGCGUAUUAUUAGUCAAAAAUGCAUAGUUAACCAAAUUGUACAUAUUCUUGGCCUAAAUGAAGUAUAUUCAAGCAUAAAAAUGUUCUAAAUGAACUGAACUACAAGUAUAGUUUAGGGCUAUACAAGACGUCGAUGAGCUGCCACUAGGUGUCACAUAUCUUAACAGCAAUAAACGAGGGAUUACUGUAUAUUGCUAUAUUUAUUUUCGUAAUAGUUGCUAUUCUAGUUGUAGCUUGCUACUACUAAUACUGCCAAAUGUGUUUGUGUGUUAAUGCAUGGAACCUACGGGUGAUCCAGAAGUUGACAUAACCAGUUCUCCUGGCAGGGAGUGGUGGGACUGGGUGUCGGCCAUGGGUUACAGGGGAUAUUUUUUGGUGCACAAGCUGGCUUUAUUGGAUCCGUAUACACCCAAUCAUAGGCUGUCUCAUCACAGCAGUCAUCGUUUUCGAUCUGCCCCCCUGUGCGGAUGCAUGAUUCCCCACCGCAUACUCCUGGAAGCAAAUGUGAGCUGAAUUAAGUGAAUGCAAGUCCAAAUUAAACAUCACAUUCCAUUCAAACCCACCACAUUGCCCCUGAGUGUUCAUCAGGAAGUGCUCCAUCGCCAAAUUGACCACCACUGUGUAGUAUGGCGUGAGGGAGACAUAAGAGCGUACCUGUGGAAGGUACACUGACACCACGUACUCUGUGGUCUCAAACCUGAACCCAUGCUCUUCAUAUGGCGGCUCUAUGGUCAGAGUGUUCAAGGUAGCCUAUAAAAGACAAUAAUAUUGGCCUCUGUCAGGGUUUCUGCGCUCUUCUAGCCAAUUAGAGACAGUGGAUCAAUCAUACCCGAACUGCCGACUCUCCUGGCAUGACAGUAAGCCUUGCUGUGUUGUUGUUAUAGUGCAGUAUGAUGCCUUUAGCACAGGAGCCGUGGAGGUUACAGUCAAAGUUGUCCACGGCGACGGUGAGGUGAUGGCGCGGCCACGUCUCCUCCACCAGGGUGUAGGUGCACUCGUCCAGGAAAUCAAAGGGAACGCCUGUGAAGGAGAUGUAGUGGGGGUCUCCGUAGAUGUCACAGACACCUAAAAGACACAGAAAUACUCAUUUUACAGGAGUGCUCCAUUAUGUUAGAAGAAUGUUUUUGCUGUUAAAGAGAAUAUGGUGAUAUUUGGAUUUCAGUUUAAGCUAAAUUAGUAAUACCUCCAAAUACAGUUGUUCAAGUUCGAAAACUGUUUUCCCAGAGGAAAUAUAUCAUAUUUGCACAAAAUGAUUCCUUUUAGUGAGUGCAGCAUGCUUUAUUCAUAUGAUGUCCUUAGCCUUCGUUAUCUGAUUUUACCAGAAUCCUUUACGUAUAAGUCCUCCACAAGCUUAUCACCUGAUUCAAAUAGGCUUUGAUGACUGGGCAUGAGUUUGCCCUUCACCGUCUCUCUCUCUCACAGGAGUAGAUCACCCCUCCCCUCGCAUAUGUUGUAUCCACUACUUGACAAGAAACAGUAAGAUAGCAGUACAGAUACAGUCACAUGGUACCCUUUAUAGGUAUUACUGGCAUUCAAAAAUGUAAUAACUGUAUUGACGGUCUGCAAACAUCUGUUUGAUAUGAUUGAUUUCCUGUUUUAUGGCUAUCAUCAGACUUUUCAUCUUUGCCCUCACUUGGUAACACGAGCAAAGAAUCCCAUAAGAAAAGGCAAAACACACUUUUAGUUGUUCACGGAGCAAGCUUUUAUCAUGAUGCUUUUACAUUUGAGACGUAUUUUUCCAGAAAAAAUUGGUUAACCCCAAAUUGGAUCACUUUUAGCACCGUCGGAGGUCCUACAAGGCUUCACUGCACCUUUUAAGGUUAAUGGCUUGUCCCUAUUUUUGUCCACUUGCAACUUACGGUUCGGGGGAUUCCUGUAACUUGCUGGACUUGGAAAAGUUACAAAAAUGAGCCCUAUAUGCUUGAAAUACAUGACUUUUUCUGGGAUUACUACCUCAGCUAGAAACAUUGUUGUGAUAAAAUUGCUUACAGUCGCAUGUCCAUGUCUCACAGCAUCCAUCCGAGAUCUUCACAGCUUUCCCUCUGGGACAGAUGGGGAUUUCAGUCUCUGGACAAACCACCGGAGUCAUCUCUAUCUUGCCAUCAGUGCAUUUCUUAUGGAAGCAGUCUUCGGUCCAUGUUUCACCAAAAAUCCACCUUUUGUUUCUUCUCAGGUCUACGCAUUCACCCACUAGUAAAAUGGCAAAAGGACAAAACAUCCUGUUAUACUACCAGUUAACAUAAUUUAAGAAAAAGAUUCAUUUUUGUUUUCAAAAUAGUUUUUUUUCCUAAAACAGGUCUCGAAAAAAGAGGGGUGAUCUUAUAUUCAGGGUUGCAGCAUGUGGAUUGAUGAUGUUCAACCUGGCGUUGUGGCGCUUUGUGAGUUUGUUGGUUGCAGUGUAGUAGGCGGAACACUGGUUGUCGUCCUGUUUGGAAUCGCUGUUGGUUCUGUGUUUGUGGUGUCCCGGCUUGUCUGGUCUGUCCAUGAGGUUUCUGUAUUUGCGUGCAUGGAUGUAAUAGUCGAAGGUGCUGUAGGAGUCGAUGGAUGCUCAGUUGAAGACGGGGGUUGUGUAGUAGAUACUGGCGCUACUGUAAAAGCAAAAUAAAAAACGCCCUUUAAACGCCACGUGAAUUGGAUAAUGAAUAAUUAUGAGGACUUACCACACUUGAUUGUCCCAUUUACACAAACGCUGACAGGAACAGGACACAGGGCAGUUACCAAUGCAGUAAAAUAUUUAGCCAAUGUGCUAAAACUUACCAUUCAUUUUUUUGUAUCAUCACUACACUCUGUGACUGGAUAACAGUGUUAUUAAAAUAGCAGGUGCAGCUUCUCAGUUGGGUGCAUUCACCUCUAUUUUCAUCAUAAUAUGGAGCGUCUGCCGGACAUCUGGGAUAGCAGCCUAUUACACACACAUACAAAGCCAUGAUUAUUUUCUAACCAUUGUUUUUUUUUAAUAUUAAUUACCUUCCAGCUUGAGUGAGAAAUGGUUGCCUUUGCCACAGGUUUGGGCUUGUCCACAGGCUUCAUAGUGCCAGGUACACUGGUCCUGCUCAUUGUAGUAGUCACAGUAAACCGCUGAAGAAACACAUUAAAGCAGUAAGCACUGUAGGACCCCCUCUACAGUUGUGGAGUGCAAUUUAUCUUUAAGCAGCUGUGAUUACCGCAUUGACCUGCAUAGAAGAUUAUUUUUUCCUUGGAAAACAAGUCUGAAAAAGAUGGAUCGUCUUAUAUUUGGAGUCUACAGAUGAUAACGAUGAUGAAAUGAUCAUUAUAAAGCAUACAGAUGUGUGAGUGACCUCUUUCUGUCACUCACACACAACAGUGACCUGGAGAAAGGCCGACGAAAUGUGUUGCAAAGUAAUUUUCUUCUUGAAAAAGAGGGUUUUAUUUGGGAUUUACAGAUUUCUACAUGUUAACAGACAGGUGGCACCAAAUGUGUUCUCCUCAACCGAGUCAGCGCUUUUCUUCCUGUCACUCACACACACGUCUUACAAAAUAGUUUUCGUCUUGAAAAAGAGGGGUCGUCUUAUAUUUAUGGUUGUGUUAUAUACAGUACAGUAAUAAAGUUUUGUUGUAUUUAAGUAGCUGUGAUUACAAUGACCUGAAAAUGUUUUUUCCCUGAGAUAAAAGUAUGUUAAAGACGGGUCAUCAUAUAUUCGGGGUCUAGACAUUCAUACAUUCAUCACGCGGACAAAUGACUUCUCCCCAAGUGAGUCAGGGCUUUUCUUCCUGUCACUCACAGUAGUGACCUAGUGAGAUGCACCUGAAAUUGUCUAAGAAAUAUUUUUCUCUUGAAGAGGGUUCGUUUUAUAUUCAACGUCCUCUUAUAUUCAGGUCAACAUGGUAAUACAAGCAGACAGUGGUAUACAUGCAUUUUUAAGCAGCAUAGACAUGGUUCCAAGGGGUAAAUGAUUACUUACGACACAAAUCCGGCGUUCUCCAUUUCACGCAGACGUCUUUGUCACUGCAGGCUUCUGCGUAGGCUGCUACAGCCGUGCAGAAGCCAAGGAACUUCCCUUCAAACUCACAGGAGCAGGACUCCUCCACACAGCUGUGAUAGUACGGCUCUGGGUCCACCUAAAGUUUGGAGUGACAACGGUAUCGUAUGAGACUUUAAAAGCAAUUGUAUUGUCAGCAAUCCUACUUUGAGGUGGCAGUCUCUGAAGGUGUCUCCAGUCAGGAUCAUGCAGCGCCGCUGGGCCCAUGCCAAGCAGUAGGAGUUGUGUUCGCACGGGAAUACGUCAGUGGUCACAUCCGAACACGGAUGUGUGGCUGUUUUCCAGCUGUUCCCAAAGGCAAGGGGGCUUGCCGUAACUGAAGGCAAGUACGCCAGUGUUAAAGUACUACAUGAUCAAAUCGAUGCAAGAGACGAUUUACCUGCAGCGCUAUGUGUUUCAAGGUCAUUCAUCUCAUUGGAGUCAAGGUUUCCGCAAAGGCCGCAUACUCGACUCUAGGAAUGGAAGUCAUUUUUAAAAUUGUAGUGCUGUCAUCUGUGUUCCAUACUGUGUUAUCCAUAAUUAUCUCUCACCCUCCAGGUAGAAGCCAGUUCUACAGUGAUGCGAGUGUGUUUGUCCCAGAUGAGAGUCAUGUCUCUGCUUGGCACCAAGAUCACCACAUAGAGUCCAACGGUGUGUGUUGUGUAAAGUGAACUCUCCAGCAGAGACGAGGCCUUAUAGAGCAAGAAGAGCUGCAUGUGGGAGUGAUGAAGAAGGUUCACCUUUAGCUCCAGGGUGACUGUGCGAGAGCAGGUGCGCUGAUGUAGAGCUGUAUCUCAGGUGACAUCUGUACUUGCAUCUCCAUACCAAAGGAUGUGCUCACGUGCACGUAUGUGGACGAUUGCCAGAAAACGGUGGCGUGAUCUGCAGGGGAAAGGAAAUAAGAAGACAUGUUUCCUCAAGAACGCCGGUGCUCUAAAACUGGUACAUCAUGCCAGGUGACAGUCAGAGGAAGAAGCAUGCUCCUCAGCCUAGUGUAGAUGCCGUACUGGAAGACAUGCUGGAUGCUUCCAUUCAUCAAGACUGUUUGGACUUUAUUGAUGGUGAUCUCCACUUGUACCAGGAGCCCGUUGUCUCCCCGCCGAGUGCUGAUAUCACAAUCCACGCGGUUGUGCGUGAAGUGGCUGAGGGUGACUCUGCAGGUGGAUCGCAGGUAGUAACUUGAACCGCUGAACGGUUGCACCACACCACUGCCAAAUGUCCUGCAAGUGACUGACGACAACAGAGGCAGGACCACGGGGAUGAGACGGACUGAUGCACGCCGCGCAACUUUGCUCAACACGGCGCAAUUCUCUUCUCAGUCUGCUCAGUGAGUGUAAAGUGCACAAAAAGGCUUGAUAGUGACGUGUCGCAGUUGGAUUUUUCCCCUAUGUCGCGAAAGCAGGCGGACCAUGACUACAACCUCCGGAGUAUGAGCAACCUGAUGGGCGAACGCUGGAGGAAAGUGAACGAUGGAGGAGAGCGGAGUCUCAUCAAGGCUCCAUCCAACGCCAGCAUCAGCAGCCUGCAGGUGGCCUCUUCCUCCAGCGCCCCGGCAGCCUCCUCCGCCUCGUCCACCUCCACCGGGGACCUGGAGAGGGCUGCGCGUAAGCAGUUCCAGCAGGAUGUCACACCCGGCUUCGUCUAUGUCCUCUCCGCCUUCUCCGCCCUGGGAGGGUUCUUGUUCGGCUACGACACCGGGGUGGUCUCCGGGGCGAUGCUGUUGCUUAAGCGGCAGCUGCAGCUGAGCGCACUGUGGCAAGAGUUGCUGAUCUCAAGUACUGUGGCCGCGGCCGCCUUGGCUGCCCUCCUGGGCGCCUUCCUCAACGGGCUCUUCGGGCGCAGGGUGUGCAUCCUCCUGGCCAGCUUCUUCUGCACCGUCGGCGGGAUCGUGCUGAGCACUGCCCCCGGGAAGGAGGUGCUGCUGGCGGGAAGGCUCGUUGUUGGAGUUGGGCUGGGCAUCGCCUCCAUGACGGUGCCCGUAUACAUCGCCGAGGCCUCGCCGCCACACCUCCGUGGCCAGCUGGUGACCGUUAACACCCUCUUCAUCACCGGCGGACAGUUCACCGCCAGCCUCAUCGACGGCGCCUUCAGCUACGUGCAGCACGACGGCUGGAGGUACAUGCUUGGCCUGUCGGUGGUGCCCGCUGUUCUCCAGUUUGUAGGAUUCCUCUUCCUGCCUGAGAGCCCUCGCUGGCUGAUCCAGCGCGGGCUGACCCAGAAGGCCCGCCGGGUGCUCAGCCAGAUACGGGGAAACCAGAACAUCGACGAGGAGUACGACGGCAUCAAGAACAGCAUCGAGGAAGAGGAGAAGGACGGUGGAGGAGAUGGCCCCGUGAUCUGGCGCAUGCUGACCUAUCCCCCCACGCGCCGGGCUCUUCUGGUGGGUUGUGGCCUCCAGAUGUUCCAGCAGCUUUCUGGAAUCAACACCGUCAUGUACUACAGCGCCACCAUCCUGCAGAUGUCUGGCGUGCGGGAUGACCGCCUUGCGAUUUGGCUCGCCGGUCUCACCACACUCACUAACUUCCUGUUCACGCUGCUGGGAGUGUGGCUGGUGGAGAGAGUGGGCCGACGGAAGCUCACGCUGGGCAGCAUCGUAGGUACAUGUCUCAGCUUGUGUGUGCUUGCUGUGGGCUUCCUUCUGUCAGCGCAGCACAGUCCUCCUGUCACCUUCCAUCCAUUAGAGCCGUCUAUGGCCAACACGACCUGCUUCAAGUAUCAGCUGUGUGAGCCGUGCAUGCUGGACCCGGCUUGUGGCUUCUGUUAUGGUGAGAAUGGCUCGGUGCUGCUCACCUCCUCCUGCGUUCCAGUCAAUAGGGCCUCCACUGAGCAGGCGGCAUGGGGCAGGUGUUCCAAUUCCAGCCAGAUGAAGGAACACACUUACUGGGCCUACAACUACUGUCCCACCUCCUUCUCCUGGCUGGUCUUAUUAGGAUUGAUGCUCUACUUGGCUGCUUUUGCUCCUGGUAUGGGUCCCAUGCCCUGGACUAUCAACUCAGAGAUCUACCCUCUAUGGGCGAGGAGCACCGGCAACGCAUGUGCGGCCGGAGUCAACUGGACCUUCAAUGUCCUGGUUUCACUCACCUUCCUCCACUUGGCUCAGUACUUCACCUACUACGGAGCGUUCUUCCUCUACUCCAGCAUGGCACUCCUGGGCUUCAUCUUCGUCUACGGCUGCCUGCCUGAGACCAAAGGCCGGCGUCUGGAGGAGAUCGAAGCGCUGUUCGAGAACCGGCUCUGCUCGUGCGGCGCGUCCGAUUCGGACGAGGGGCGUCAGGUUGAGUACAUUCGGGUUAAGGGGUCAAACUACCAUCUAUCAGACAACGACGCGUCUGACGUAGACUAGACAUGUCAAAGAAAACACGCACAGGGUGCUCUUGAUUUUAAUUGCGAGCUGAGAGCCUCUGGUUGACCUUGUGAAUGUUUAUGUUCUCAGUUUCUCCUCUGAAUUGAAAUUUGGUGGACAAAUCUCAAAUAACGCACCACACUAUGUCAGCAACAAAUAGGGGUUGUGUGUCUUCCUCAUGGACACUUGAACAAACAAUGGCAACCAUAAAAGGGACAAUAGCUCUCUCUUAACGCCUCUAUUGAAGGAUAAUAGUCGAUCAUUUUGCUCAAGUUGUCCAUAUCAACAUCUCUUUUCAAAUGUAAGCUCGUAGCACAGUCUUAUUAUUUUGGGUCGCUCCCAGCUUCUAUUUUUAUGAGACGUAUAGUGACAGUGGGUGGCUGCAAACACCAAACUAGUAGCACUAUAAGGACUGCUGCUGAGAUCUCUUCUUCUUUCAUUUGCCUUCAUUACAUGUACAGCAAGUAUUAUGAGCCGCAUUUCCAAAUCCAGUACUUCAUCCGGUAUUUAAGAUUAGAAUCGUGCCUGGUGUUUUGUGACGGGUGCCCCCUCAGCCCAUAAAGUGCACAAGGAUGUGGAAUAUGUUAUGAUCAUUAUUUUUUUACCUUUACAUGUCUAUGAUUAAGUUUUCUACUUUUUGGUGGUGUUGUCUUCCACCGCAGCCUUACGUACAAAAAACAUCAUAUUUAUGUGAUUUGUGUCUCAUAAUGAUCAAUAGGUAGACUUUAACGCACUAGUAGAUGGUUUUCUGCUCAGUAAAAACUAGUUUUAAUGUUAAAUGUCAGAGCAGAUGUCCCUUAAUUAACUGUCUUUAAGUGUCACUCUACUGGCAGACUAUGAUUUUACCCAACCACUGCAAAAUACUGUCUCAGAAUUCACAAUAACCCAGUAUAAUGAGCUCCAAUAGAGAAGCUAGAGCAACAAUAUAUGUAUUAUUCGCAAUGAUAACGAUAAUAAACAUAUUGUUACAUGAAUGCCUAAGAGCAGGUGUACCUAAUGAAGUGUCCAGUGAGUGUAUAUUAAGGAUAACUCUUCAUUUUAUGAUAGGAUUCAAUAAGUUAUGCAACAUUUGUCAUAUUUAUAGUGGGGGGUGUCCAAUUUGAAGUCAUCAGUCAUAAAAAUGCGUUAUGUUGUUCAGGAUUGUUUUUAAGAAUAAUGAUAAUUUUGUACUUUUAUGAGACGUUUCCAUUUCCAAACUGUGCAACUGGUGACCAAAUAUUGCCGUGAUUGUUCCGGACUGCACUUUGUCACAAUGUGCUGUGUUUUCGCGGUUGUGUUACAGCUGUCCACCUGUGGACACUUAUUGUGUACUUCUGGUGACAUCAUGUGUGUUUCUACAGUUUUCAAUGAAGUAGAAAAAAGACUAAUAGAGUGAUGUAUAGUAUAUUUAUUCAUUAUCGUCUGAGCUGUACAUGUUUUGCGAGAGUUUAUAUUCUAUUAAAAAAAUAUCUUGAGUGUACAAAGGGAAUGAAAUAAACCGCAGAAUCGAUAACGCUUCGGAGUUUUUAUUUCACCAACAGGAGGUUAAUACGAUUCAUUUAGGACAACAUGCACGGAGCAGGUAUGUCAUCUUUACCAUCAUCAUUCCUCUUCCUUUCUCUGCUUGAACAGGAGCAAAAUGUUGGCUAUUUCCUCAAGUGUUUCAGCCUCCUCUGAGAGUCUUUUGGUGGUAGAUGUGCACUCCAGACUGUCUUGUUGCCCUGUGACCUCAUGCUGCUGCACCUCUAGAAAAAGGGCACACAUUCAGCGGUAUUGUACAUUAUAGAAAAGUGAGGUUUGCAGGGUUAACUCAUGUACCUUUGCUGUUGAUUUUCCGCAUCAUGUCUUGGAAAAGCCUUAAUUUGUUGUUACUUGCGUUUGUG